AUGCAAUUAAAUAAGUCCAAAAUAAAAGUCUUUCCAUCCUAUGUCAAUUCUAAAGAAGUAGGAUCAAUUCGUGACAGUGGAGCCACGGCAAUAAUAGUUAAAGCCUCUUUAGUUGAACCAGGACAGUAUCUAGAAGAUACAGUAAAAGUGACCUAUGCAAACAUACAAAAAUUUGAUAUUUGCAAGACCGCUAAAGUCCUAAUAGAAUCACCCUGGAUUACAGGAGAACUAGAAGCCAUAGUCAUGGACACCCCAGCACAAGAUCUAAUAAUAGGCAAUGUAGAAGGUGUAAAAGAUCCAACACUAGAAGAAGUUAUGCAAUGGGCGGAAGAUAGACAAAAGUAUUCCCUAUUCAAGCAUGAGGCAUUAUUAGUUGAAACCAGAUCACACAAAAAAAUAACACCAGAAAUAGAAUGCCCCACUGUAUUACUGAAUGAAAUAGGCAUAACUAGGGAGGAACUAAUAGCUAUGGAGAAAAAUGACACCACAAUACAAGACCUCUUAAGCAAAGAUUAUAACAAGAUAAAUUUAAAUAACCACCAUAUAGAAAUUAACAACUUAGCCAUUAGAUAUAACAGGAAAGAAAACUGUACUAGACUUCAAAUACUGAUCCCUAAAACUUUAAGAGCUAAAAUAUUAAAUAUGGCACAUGAUGACCCCACAGCAGGACACUUAGGAAAAAAAAAAGUAUAUGCUAAGAUAGCCAACAAAUUCUUCUGGCCAAAGAUGGGAAAGGACAUUAAGAACUAUGUAAACAGUUGCACAGAAUGUGCCAAACAAAAAACAGUGACUAGAGCCCCAUUAGAAAAAUCAGAUAAAUCUCACUAUUUUUGGGACAAAAUUGCCAUGGACAUAAUGGGACCCCUAACUACCAGCAGUAAAGGGAAUAAAUAUAUUCUGGGUAUCAUUGACAUGUCCACUAGAUGGGCAGAGGCAUUUCCUCUAAAAGAUAUAAAGUCUAUUGACACAUGUAAUUGUUUAAAAACACUUUUUCUUAAAUUUGGAUUCCCUAAUAAGUUACUGUCAGACAAUGCAUCAAACUUUAAGUCCCACCUUAACCAAGCAUUUGCAGAAAUGACUAACAUCCGCCUAGUCCAUAGCACUAUCUACUCACCACAGGGAAAUGGAGUCAUAGAGAAAUGGAACAGAACUGUAAAACAGAUGAUAUAUAAGCUAGAAAGAGACUCAAUGAGUACCUGGGACCAGACUCUUAGCUAUGCUAUAUUUGCCUACAACACUAGCAUCCAUGAAACCACCAAAUUCAGCCCCUAUGAGCUUGUAUUUAACAGAAAACCUAAAGGACCGUUAGAGUUAUGGGCCGACAACAUGUUAGACUUAGAGAACAUAGAACAAAACAAACACUGUAAAGAUAAGAAUGAGGGACCAUUUAAAGUUAUAGAGAGAAUUAAUAACAAAGUGUACAUCAUUGAUAAAGAUGGUAGAGAAUGCAAACUCAAUAUUGAUAAACUUGUUAAAUUGGAUAAGAGACAAAUAACUGACACAGAUAUAAUUGAACUUGAUGUAGAAACCAAAUACAACAUACAAGAACAUAUAGCAAGCACCAUAAACACCACACACAACAGUAGUCCAAAUAUUGAAAAUGAUAUGUUACAGAAUUUGACAGUUAAAUACAGUGAUGUAAUUACACAAAAGCUAGGAUGUACCAAUCUGAUAGAACACACAAUAAAACUCAACAAAGCACUACCAACUAAGACAAAAGCCUUUAGUAUCCCCAAAGCAUAUGAGGACCUAGUUAGAACAGAAAUGACCAACUUAAUCAAAGAUGGGAAGAUAGAGAGAUCAGAAACAUGUAAAUAUGCAUCACCCAUGGUCAUUGUAAAAAAGAAAGACAGUGGAGUAAGAAUCUGCUGUGACUUUAGAGAAACAAAUAAAUGCACAGUCAUAGACCCAGAACCCCUACCAGACACUGACAGCAUAAUUACAACUUUAAGUAAGUCAUCCCUAUUCACAACAAUGGACUUAAGCAGAGGCUUUUGGCAGAUUAAAAUGGACUCUGACUCUAAGGAAUAUACAGCAUUCAAAUGCACUAUGCCAGGCCUAGAAGGUAUCUAUGUCUGGAAUGUCAUGCCAUUCGGCUUAAUAAAUAGUACAGCCACAUUUCAGAAAUGCAUGUCAAAAUUAUUAGAAGGCAUAAAUAAUGUAUUGUCUUAUGUAGAUGACAUUUGUGUUUUCACCAACUCACAACAGGAACACAUUCAUGUACUAGAGCAAAUAUUCUCAAGACUAAGAACACACAACAUGACAUUAUCCCCCAAGAAAAUAAACCUAGCCAAGCCUGAAAUCCAAUUCUUAGGAUAUUGCAUUACCAAUGACAAAAUUACACCCACUGAAACAAACCUAACAAAGAUUAAAAACAUAAAAGAACCUAGGACUAAGAAAGACAUGAGAUCAUUAUUAGGACUUUGCAACUUUUAUAGAAAGUUCAUUCCAAAUUAUGCACAGAUAAUUGAACCCCUUGUUGAAUUUACUAAAAAGAAACAUGGAAACACAAUUUGUAUGGAUGAAAAAAGUAGACUAGCAUUAAGCAACUUAAAAGAUAAAUUUAAUGAGAAACUAGAAUUAGCCAGUAUUGACCCAACAUCAACACUAUCACUAUACACUGAUGCCUCCAACACUGGUAUUGGGGCAUGCUUACUACAGCAAAGGGAGUCAUUUUUUAAGCCAAUAGUACACAUCAGUAGAACACUGUCUGAAACAGAAAGAAAAUACUCAGUGAUUGAAAAAGAAUUAUUAGCCAUUGUAUGGUCAGUUGUAAAACUCAAGAAUUACUUGUUAGGAAGAUUUCUUAGCAUUAAGUGUGAUCAUAAACCAUUACUGGCACUAAAAAGAAAAGAUCUAAAAAAUGACAGGAUAAACAGAUGGACACUCAUUCUCUCAGACUACAAAUUCGAUUUACAAAGCAUUCCAGGACAUGAAAAUGUAAUAGCUGACUUUUUAUCCAGAUACAUAAUACAUGAAAAUGAAGCAAGUGAAAAUAAUGACAUUAAACACAUCAGCCAGGACAUUCUGAUAGAUGAUGAGGCUGUGCUUGCUGUACAAGGUGGACCAAACAAUAAGAUCAUAAAAGCUGAAAUGAUCAUAGCUGGUGAGAUUGUGUGUCAGAUUGACUCGAGUGCCAGCGUUAAUGUUAUCCCUAAGAAGCUUAUUAAAUCUGCACAAAUAUGUCCCACUCAAAGCAAGCUACGUGUGUAUGACAGUAGCACACUCAUACCUAUUGGAAAGGUACAACUCGUAGUACAAAAUCCAAAGACCAACAAGAGAUAUCGUGUUGAUUUCGUGGUUGUGAAAGAUGACUUAACUCCCCUGUUAGGGAAGAAAACGUCAGAAAAAAUAGGAUUAAUUACAAUAAACUAUCAUACUUUUGAAAGUGUUGAUAAGCCUCUACCAAGGUUAUCGACAAAAAUAGUUGAACAGUUCUCUGAUGUAUUUGAUGAUCAGCAGGGUGAAUUACCUGGUGUUGUACACUUAGAAGUGAAUCCUGUCAUAACACCAGUUACAUGUCCAUCUGGUCAUGUACCUUUAGCUAUGCAGGCUAAAGUAAAGUCUGAGUUAGAACUGCUAACAGAAAAAGGAAUCAUUGUGCCUGUUGAUAAACUUACUGACUGGGUCAGUCGAAUGUGA
Messenger RNA from Biomphalaria glabrata, 3642 nucleotides. RefSeq lists its product as uncharacterized. Lineage: Eukaryota; Metazoa; Mollusca; Gastropoda; Planorbidae. Gene Ontology annotation, molecular function: nucleic acid binding. The coding region runs from base 1 to 3642 and encodes 1213 amino acids. The transcript has 3 exons. The record is from RefSeq and is a predicted model, not a curated record. Gene Ontology annotation, biological process: DNA integration.